This is a messenger RNA of Ceraceosorus bombacis, 678 nucleotides long. The record is from the annotation of a GenBank genome assembly. NCBI's taxonomy places the organism in Eukaryota, Fungi, Basidiomycota, Exobasidiomycetes, Ceraceosorales, Ceraceosoraceae.
AUGACGCUCUGGAAGGUGCACCGAUUGCAAGCGCCUCUUCCAGGAGGCAACAGACUGCCCAAAAACGAAAUGCACAGGUUCGUGCUGCGCAGCAACUUGCUAUGGUUCUCCAUCGUAUUUGUCGCAAACACCACCUGCUUCGUGGUGCAGCUAGCAGUGAAUGAUCCCGUCUUGUCGCACUUGCCCACCCCUAUCGGCAUCGUGGGAACUGCAAUCGUAGCCGCUAGAAUCGUCUUUGAUCCCAGCAGGCUCAAACCUCCUCAAGCCGUUCCCAACAUUUUCGCAGACGAUUACCUGAGCAGCAUGGAAGCUUCAUCCAAACAAGCUUGCGCUUCCGCUUCCGCUUCUCCCUUUGCUACCGCUCCUGCUCGUCCACAUGCUAGACCUAGCAAUACCCUUCCAACCAGUUUCAGCAGAUCCAUCGAGGAGGAGCAAGAACGCAAAGAAGCUGCUGCUGCGAUCAAUUGGAGCAGGAGUCGCUCGCCCACGCAGUACGUAGAGACUUUGCGAGGCGCGGAUCGGUGGUGCGAAGACAACGGGCAACAUCAUCGUUUGGGUCAGAUGCAUGCGGACAGUAUCUCGAUCGAGCGCCGGCAAGGAAGCACGCCGGCUUUCGAGAUCACACCUUCCACCAGGCUGCCUUCUCUGCCACCAAGUCUCUACAAGGCAGACUUUUGA